Messenger RNA from Mytilus trossulus (common blue mussel), 3098 nucleotides. Its product is annotated as probable ubiquitin-conjugating enzyme E2 7. The transcript has 6 exons. NCBI's taxonomy places the organism in Eukaryota, Metazoa, Mollusca, Bivalvia, Mytilida, Mytilidae. Bases 108 to 614 code for a protein of 168 amino acids. The record is from RefSeq and is a predicted model, not a curated record. Gene Ontology annotation, biological process: protein polyubiquitination; ubiquitin-dependent protein catabolic process. Gene Ontology annotation, molecular function: ubiquitin conjugating enzyme activity.
CUGUCGCUCAGCUGUGAACAAACGAUUGCACCUGCGCAUUUUUCACUUCCAGAGGCCGAGAAUAAAAAUAUCCGUUGGAGUGGAAAAGCCGUGGAAAUAUUUCACCCAUGGCUAUUGACCAGUCAGCGCUCCUUUUACAAAGGCAGCUACGUGAUAUGAUAAAGAAUCCUGUUCCUGGAUUCUCUGCAGGACUGGUUGAUGAUGAAGACAUUUACAAGUGGGAGGUUGUUAUAUAUGGUCCUCCUGAUACACCAUUAGAAGGUGGUGUUUUCAAAGCUCAUUUGACAUUUCCAAGAGAAUAUCCACAGAAACCACCAAAAAUGCUGUUCUUAUCAGAGAUGUGGCACCCAAAUAUUGGCCAAGAUGGACUUGUUUGCAUUUCAAUUCUCCACGAGGCCGGUGAAGAUAAGUGGGGUUACGAGUCUGCCUCAGAACGAUGGCUGCCAGUACAUACAGUAGAGACAAUUCUUAUUAGUGUUAUUUCAAUGUUAGCAGAUCCUAAUGAUGAAUCACCAGCUAACGUAGAUGCUGCCAAGGAAUGGCGGGAAAAUAGAACUGUUUUUAACAAAAAAGUAGCUAAAUGUGUACGAAAGAGUCAAGAUGAAUUUUUAUAACACAGGAUGUAAUAUUGCAUUUUCCUCAGAUAUCAUUUUCAGGAAUCUUACCAAUUAGUGGCCUAAAAAAAGACAAUUGGAAUAAAAAGCUGUAAAUUUCAUUGCGACGACAUUAAAACCAGACACAUGAGGAAUUUAUUCUCAGGUCAUUGUUAUUGUUUCACAGAUUUGCUCAUAUCCUCAUCUUGUAUAUAUAUAUUCAUUGUUUAAAAAUCUGUGAUCUCUUCAAGGUUGUCUUUGACUUAAGGGUUAUGGUUCAAUUUAGUAUAUAAUUUGGUUUAGACAAGGUUAGGGAUUAGGAUAAGAAAAAUAGAAAGGUCAGGGUUAGGAUUUGUUUAACAAGUAUUUAGGUUUAGUAGAUUCCCUUAAGACAAAGAUGACUUAUAGUUACUAUCAUUUUAAAUAAAUGCUGCUUUUUUAUUUACUGCGAUUUAAUAUUUCUUGAAUUAUUACAGCAUUUUUUAUAAUCAAGAUAAGAAAUACUGUGGCAGCUCAAAAAGGUCUUCUAGAAAUAAGUUCUGACCAAUACCUCAAUAUUUAAACAUAAGUUAACUGUUCAAAAGGUCAAGUCAAUAAACAUUCUACCUAGAGGUGUAUAGUUAACAUGGUUAAAGUCAGCUGUUCAAUAAAAAAGGGGAAGCUCCACAAAAUUUAAGUGGAAGAUCCAUAUAUUUAUGUAUGAUAAAAAUUUGUUACUGAAUGCAAUGAUAGUACUGAAUUAUAAACAUUUUUCAUAAGCUUUCAAUACUAGUUUUAAUUUUAAUACAUACAAAUUAACACAAAGAAAACUACGAAUAUUUUAUACCCUGAAAUGCAUAGAUAGCAAAUUUAAAACAAUGGUCUUUAAAAUCAUAAUUGCAUUGUAAGCCACUUAAGAAUAUUGCAUUAACAUCUACAUUAUUCAAAUCAUAUAUACAAGUUAAAUACUUAUUUUAAAUAUUGCUAUCCAAUACCUAGUCUGAACUCAUAUAUAUGAAAUUUACACUUUAUAUGUCAGUAAAUGAUUUCAUUGUCAACGAUUAUAUUUGCAUAUGACGAAUAUAUUAAAUCAUCACAACAAUAUGCAAUUAAUUAUCAGAUAUUCAUUAUCAUCUUUCUGCUUUGCACAGAAUAAGAGAGUUAUAAUGGAAUGUUUGUUUGUUUGUUUGGUCAUGUUGAGAAAUUUGUUUCAUCUGUGAGCUUGACAAAGUAGAUGUUAAAAGUUUUCAGAUGUGACAUGCAGAUCAAUCUUGUUAUGUUGUAUGUUUAUGAUUAUAGAUUGUUUUAGUUUUGGCUGACCACACUUUAUAAAAAUGAAAUGACAAGAAUUUACAUUUUUUUUUUCAAAUGUGAAAAAUAGGAAUCUUUUAAGUUUUGUUUAAAAAUAUUGUCGAAAAAAGUGUGUUGUGAUUUUUAUUUUGAAUUGUACUGUGAUAAAAGUUAUUAUUAAUUUUUGCUAAAAUAUGUUCCUAAUAUUAUUCUCCAGAAAUAAUAAAGAUCACAAUAUUCCCCAUUUAAGUCAUAAUCCAUAGGGUUUUUCAAAAUUAAUGUUGAGCAGCCAGUUGCCUGAGAUAAUGAUGUUAUUUAUACUAAAUGCAUUUGUUUUUCUCACAAAGAUUAUAUUUUAUUAGAGUUUCUUGAUUUUUUUUAUUGAAUAAAGAGAGAAAUUGUGCAAAUUUUCUCUUCAAUGAUGGAAACGACGUGUACCCUUAUUCAUAAUAAAUAGUUCUUUUACAUUAGUAUCAAAAUAGUGUAUUUAUUUCAAUGCUUAAUGUAUAGAAAAAAAUAUUUUUAUACAACUAGUGCUAUUUAUUUUUGCUGGAAAUUGUAUUGAUUGUUUGUGAUGAAAAUGUGAAGGCCAAACAAAAUUAAUAAUUAGAUUUUAUUGACAGUUUGUAAAAGAUUAGAUCAAGAAGGUAUGCAGACAUACUUUUUUUUUGCAUAAGAAUUUCUAAAACAUCAAGUAAAAUCUGCUGUCAGAGGUUAGGUGUAUUAUUUUUGAACAUUUGUUCUAGAUAUAAUAAACCAACAAAAUUGACUGUUAGUAGAUUAGUUUGGUACUGCAGAAGCUAAAUAUUUGUUUUUUCUUUGGCCUUGAGUUUGCAGAGCAUUUUAUUUCAUGUUGAGCUAGUAGAGUGAAUGAAAUAUUUCUCAGAUUGUCUAAAGUUCUUAAAAUGUCAAAUUCCACAAUUCUUAAAUGUAAUAGGAUAAAUAAUUUUAUUUUACCUUGCAAAUUUAUACUUUACCAAACAAACAAAAAAAGGCUUUUGGAUUCAUUUUUAAAGUUUUAGAUCACAAAAUUAGGAAAUUUGAGAAAUGACAGUGAAAGUUAACUGUUUUAUAUAAAUUUACAAACUCUAAGACUCUGUGUGAUUUAAAAAGAGACACAACGUUCUGAAGAGGGUUAUUUGUCAAUAUUUCAUAAUUUGUCAUUGUAAAUACAUGUAUGAGAGAAUCCAUCAUUGUGAAUUAUUUAUGUUUGAAAUAAAAAAAAAUGCACAACUA